AUGGCUGACUUUGACAUGGUUUUGAAGUGCUGGGGUCCAGUGGAGGCGGACUACACCACCCACGGGAACCUGGUUCUGACCCGUUUGUUCACGGAGCACCCGGACACUCAGAAGCUGUUCCCCAACUUUGCUGGCAUCCCUCAGGGUGACCUGGCCGGUAACGGAGCUGUUUCCGCCCACGGCGCCACUGUGCUAAAGAAACUUGGUGACCUGCUGAAGGCCAAAGGAAACCACGCUACCAUCCUGAAACCUCUGGCCCACAGCCACGCCACCAAGCACAAGAUCACCAUUAACAACUUCAGGCUGAUUACCGAGGUCAUUGCUAAAGUCAUGGAGGAGAAGGCAGGGCUGGAUGCAGCCGGGCAACAGGCUCUGAGGAAUGUGAUGGACGUCGUCAUCGCUGACAUUCAAGCAAACUACAAAGAGCUGGGCUUCGAAGGCUGA
Molecule: messenger RNA, 444 nt
Organism: Limanda limanda (common dab)
Lineage: Eukaryota; Metazoa; Chordata; Actinopteri; Pleuronectiformes; Pleuronectidae
Gene: mb
Product: myoglobin
Exons: 3
Coding region: 1-444 (147 amino acids)
Biological process (GO): oxygen transport
Cellular component (GO): extracellular exosome
Molecular function (GO): heme binding; oxygen binding
Source: RefSeq, a predicted model, not a curated record